AUGCAAGAGCAGGUCGUAGACGAGUCUCGUGGCCCUUACUUCCCCUUCAACAGGAGGGAGACCUACCCGAAGCGGUUGAAGGUGGACUUCAGGAGGCUCCCGACGAGCACCUUGCUGACGUACACAGCCCACCACGACCUCCAUGUUCGCCCGGACAGCACUCACGAAGAGCUCGCCAUUGCAACAGCUAGGCAUUUCGCCGCGUGGCGCAUCAACGAAGAGUCCAUCAUGCGCAGCUUCUGCCAAGGCCUGGCCUCCUCCACCAUCGGCACCCCGACCCGCACCCUCGGCGACGCCGAGAACAACAAGCGAAAGCGCCUCGACUCCCUAGACCGAGAUCUCAACAUCGUGCCCCCGUCCCCGGAGCUGCUCGGCCUGGCCAACGCCGCUGCCGCCAGCGUUGGCCGCGGUAGCCGGAGAGACCCCCACCACAAGAGCUCCUCCAAUCCGCGCAGCCCCCCGCGCAGCAGAAGUCGGGGGGGCGCCGCGAACAGCAACGGUGGCGGCGGUGCUAGAGACCGCGCUAGUGACAGACGGGGAGACGACGGGGGUCUUGGCCUCCUCGCGCAGGGCGCGGCUUCGUCUUCUUCUUUGUUCACCCACAGGCCUGUUGUCUUCGACACCGCCGAGCAGGUUGCUGCCUACGUCUCGGGAGCGUGGAUCCUUGCUCGCGUCGUUCAGCACAAGGGAUACGGCAAGGUGGAGCUCCACGACGAAGACGACGCUUCCCACGUCUUCGAACUCCCUAUCAGCCAAGUCAGGCACCUGGAAGACUUGUCUUCGGACCUGGGCAAGCAUGACAAGGUCUUGGCGGUGUUUCCCGACACGACCAUCUUCUACUGCGCGACGGUCGCCAAGGACUCGCCUCGCAUGGAUGGCAACACCAAGGUGUUGGUGGUCUACUUCGAGGACGACGAAGACGCUAACGGGGGGCAUCAAUACCGCCGCAUUCCCGUGGAGCACGUUAUGAUCGAAGACGACGGAGGGCACGCGAACCGCCACGGCUACGCGGCUGGGGCCGGGGUGGGUGGGCGCAGCAAUGGUGGCGGCACUGGCCGGAGCGAAAGGAGCGCAAGGUCUAGCGUUUCCGGUCGGGCUACCGGCUCCUAUCGGUCACGCUCCACGUCUCCCAGGGUCAGAAACGAGUACGGGGGGGGUUCCGCGGCGGGGAGCCACCUCAUGGGGGGAGCCGCAUCGUUAGCCUCGAGGGCAUCGGGCGGCAGCAGCGCCGUCGGAGGGGGCGGAGGAAGGGCGAGCAACGGCAACAGGGACCAGCAGGGGGGCAGCAAGAAGGGCGGGGCCACCUACGCAGACAUGAUCGCCCACGCGCUAGGCAAGGUGGAGAACGGAAAGGGCGCCUUCACCCAGAUCUGCAAUAUCAUCGAGCGGCAGUUCUCCGAGUAUCUAAACUGGAAGCUCGAGAGCGACGUCCGCAAGACCCCGGUGUGGAAGUCAUCCGUCCGGAAGAUCCUCUUCUCCAACAGCAGGUUCCAGCACCAUUCCACGACCCCGGAACUGGGGCAUGUGUUCACCAUGGCCCGCUCCAAGAAAAACAACUGA
Messenger RNA from Ectocarpus siliculosus, 1560 nucleotides. The record is from the annotation of a GenBank genome assembly. NCBI's taxonomy places the organism in Eukaryota, Phaeophyceae, Ectocarpales, Ectocarpaceae.